UCGACCUUGACAGCCGGUGUCCGUUAUCCCGGCGUGCAACGCGGUGGCGGCGGCGGCGGAGAAGAAGGUCGUUGUCGUCGUCGUCUUCUCCUCACCGUCAUCGCCAUGGCCGGAGUGGUGGCCCGCAAGGCGAUUGACUAUGUCAAGAGCAAAGACUUCCGCGACUAUCUGAUGAGUACGCACUUUUGGGGUCCUGUGGCCAACUGGGGUCUGCCCAUUGCUGCUUUCAGUGACAUGAGAAGAAGUCCUGAGAUCAUCAGUGGCAGAAUGACAUUUGCUUUGUGUUGUUAUUCCUUGCUUUUCAUGCGAUUUGCGUACAAGGUCCAGCCUAGAAAUUGGCUCUUGUUUGCCUGUCAUUUCACGAAUGAAUCGACACAGAUCGCACAAGGGUGCCGCUUGAUCCAUUACAACUUGCAGCAGAAGAAAUUAUCUGAAGGAAGCCACAACUAGACUCUCGAAGCACUUUAUCUCAAUCGCAUCAACAUGCUACCAACAUGCCAUAAUGUUUCUAUAUUAUUUUUCACGCACAAGUUUCUCGUAAGUCCAGCCCUCGAAAUUUUUGAUGGUUUUUCAAAGAUAUUUAAUUCUAAUUAUAUUCUGUAAUUAAUAUUUGGAUUGUUUUAGCACAGUUUCUACAACUGCCUGAAAUUAAAUUUGUAAGUAACAUCAUUAAACAUGGAUUUUCAAACGGUCAUGUACAGUUUUAACUGUAUGUUUAUUAUGCGAUACAUUGAGAAAAAUGUCAACGUUGCAGGAAAUGGUGAUUUGAUCAUGGCUUCUGUAAUCAGUAUAUUUUGGAAAGGAAUAUUUGCAGUUUAAAACUGUUUUUAAUAAAGUGUGACAAGAGGAAUUGCUGUCGACAAUUAAAAGUGUGAAUUAAUUACCAGG
Amblyraja radiata (thorny skate) is the source of this 888-nucleotide messenger RNA. It is a transcript of the gene mpc1, whose product is annotated as mitochondrial pyruvate carrier 1. Gene Ontology annotation, biological process: pyruvate import into mitochondria. The transcript is spliced from 6 exons. The record is from RefSeq and is a predicted model, not a curated record. NCBI's taxonomy places the organism in Eukaryota, Metazoa, Chordata, Chondrichthyes, Rajiformes, Rajidae. Gene Ontology annotation, cellular component: mitochondrial inner membrane. The coding region runs from base 106 to 450 and encodes 114 amino acids.